AUGCUUCCGGAACCAACAAUCGCACUUACCUUUCCUAGCAUAAACGAUGGAACCCAUCUUGAUUGCCGUAUCUACCAUCCUCUCUCGCUAGCUGCGAACCCAGAAGCGCCAACAUGGCUGAAACAUGCCGCUGUGGUGGCUCAUCCGUAUGCACCCAUGGGAGGAUGCUAUGAUGAUCCUGUGGUAGGAGCUGCGGCUGCGCAAUUGCUUCGGAAGGGUUUCUUGGUAGCGACUUUUAAUUUCCGAGGUGCACAUGGAUCUGCCGGACGGACUUCAUGGACCUCGAAACCCGAACGAGAUGACUAUGCGACCGUUGUGGCUUUUGUUUUACACUACGUCCACUAUCUCGAUCCCUUCAAACCACAUAUAGAAAACGGUCUGCAGAGCGAACCCUCGACGCCGACAAGUCCAGACAUAUCAAUCAGUUUAGAUGCGGUCAUCACUCCAGCUCCUCGAGUACGACCAGUCUUGCUUAUGGGUGGUUAUUCAUAUGGUGCAUUUGUAACGACUCGGAUACCCCCGCUCGAUGCGAUCCUCCAGCCAUUCAUUUCACCAAUUGCAGGCUCUGAUGCAGCAGAAGUUCGCCUUCGAGCUGAGCAUUUAGCCGAACAGCAGAAUGUCAUCCUGUCGAGUACGCGGUCUGCUAUGAUGGAAGGGUCGAGAGGGAGGAGUAAGCGCGGUGUCAGAGUUGGCGGUGAUGAGAGUGGUAGUCGCAGUCCCCGACGAAGCCAAUCAAGCGCAAGAAGAAGCUUUUCCUUGGACGAUGAGAGAUUCCGAAGGGGCGUUCAUGACUUUAUCGCAAAGGCGCGGGUAGGCAGGCAUUCUCGCAAUGUCUCGCAGACGUCUCCGCCAAAGGUUCCUAAACAGCCCCAACCGGGAGAAAGUCUACCGAGAAUUACGGAUCUCACCAUACCGAGGCCGGCUUAUCUCAUGAUCUCACCACCUCAAGGCAUCGUCAUGCACGCACUGUCCAUGUCAGUUCUUCCGUCGGCGCUCACAAAGAAUAAGGAUCCGCAUGAUGCGGCGGCGGAGGAAAAGCUUAUCACGAAUCCAUCAUUAGUGAUCUUUGGGGAUCAGGAUGGGUUCACAGCUGCGUCAAGGUUCAGAUCUUGGACGGCCAGGUUGCGCGAGAAAGCGGACUCCGGGUUCAGAGGAGUCGAAAUUGAAACGGCGGGACAUUUUUGGACUGAGGAGGGAGUUUUGAAUCAGUUAAGAGACGUGGUUGGAAAGUUUGCUAUUGAUGUACUUGCGGGUUAG
Messenger RNA from Fusarium venenatum, 1257 nucleotides. RefSeq names its product Alpha/Beta hydrolase protein. NCBI's taxonomy places the organism in Eukaryota, Fungi, Ascomycota, Sordariomycetes, Hypocreales, Nectriaceae. The record is from RefSeq and is a predicted model, not a curated record.